Molecule: messenger RNA, 282 nt
Organism: Strongylus vulgaris
Lineage: Eukaryota; Metazoa; Nematoda; Chromadorea; Rhabditida; Strongylidae
Source: the annotation of a GenBank genome assembly
AUGAAUAUCUUUGACAGGGAGGAGAUUGUAAAAGCAAUCCAGACUGCUAAAAACAAGAAGAAUUUCAACGGCGAUUUGUGCCUGCGACGCCGAAGCACCCGUAUCGAAUACCAGUUUCCUGUCAAUGCAAGCCUGAGCACUCGGCUACGUCCUAUCGGACUGACCCAAACAAAUAGGCGCAAAUCUCAAGACAAAGGAGGCUAUUUCGGGAACAUGCCACGUAGAAAAGCUGGCGAAACUACACCUAUACAUGAGUUCGCUUACGAACACCACUGCAGAUAA